AUGCACCUGGUGAGACCCCCCCCCCCUCGCUCCUCCGCCAUGCACCUGGUGAGACCCCCCCCUCCUCGCUCCUCCGCCAUGCACCUGGUGAGACCCCCCCCCCCUCGCUCCUCCGCCAUGCACCUGGUGAGACCCACCCCCCCUCCUCGCUCCUCCGCCAUGCACCUGGUGAGACCCCCCCCCCCCCACCCUCCUCGCUCCUCCGCCAUGCACCUGGUGAGACCCCCCCACCCUCCUCGCUCCUCCGCCAUGCACCUGGUGAGACCCCCCCCUCUCUCCUCCGCCAUGCACCUGGUGAGACCCCUCCCUCUCUCCUCCGCCAUGCACCUGUGCACUACUUUGGUCCAGAACCCUAUGGACCAGAACCCUGUGGACCAGAGACCUACGGACCAGAACCAUAUGGACCAGAACCCUGUGGACCAGAACCCUGUGGACCAGGACCCUGUGGACCAGGACGCUAUGGACCAGGACGCUAUGGACCAGAACCCUGUGGACCAGGACCAGAACCCUGUGGACCAGAACCCUGUGGACCAGGACCAGAACCCUUUGGACCAGGACCAGAACCCGGUGGACCAGAACCCUGUGGACCAGAACCCUAUGGACCAGAACCCUAUGGACCAGGACGCUAUGGACCAGAACCCUGUGGACAAGGACCAGAACCCUGUGGACCAGAACCCUAUGGACCAGAACCCUGUGGACCAGGACCAGAACCCUGUGGACCAGAACCCUAUGGACCAGAGACCUAUGGACCAGAGACCUAUGGACCAGAACCCUGUUGACCAGAACCCUGUCGACCAGAACCCUGUUGACCAGAACCCUGUGGACCAGAACCCUGUUGACCAGAACCCUAUGGACCAGAGCCCUAUGGACCAGAACCCUAUGAACCAGAGCCCUGUGGACCAGAACCCUGUUGACCAGAACCCUGUUGACCAGAACCCUGUUGACCAGAACCCUAACCCUAUGGACCGGAACCCUAUGGACCGGAACCCUAUGGACCGGAACCCUAUGGACCAGAGCCCUAUGGACCAGAGCCCUAUGGACCAGAGCCCGAUGCGAAUAGGGCUGCCCAAUGGCGGGCCAGCACCUUUUUUAUGUCUGUAUGUGUCUCACUGGGUGUGGUUGGAGGAGGGCUGA
Messenger RNA from Salvelinus fontinalis (brook trout), 1134 nucleotides. RefSeq lists its product as uncharacterized. The transcript has 4 exons. NCBI's taxonomy places the organism in Eukaryota, Metazoa, Chordata, Actinopteri, Salmoniformes, Salmonidae. Gene Ontology annotation, biological process: negative regulation of protein sumoylation. The record is from RefSeq and is a predicted model, not a curated record. Gene Ontology annotation, molecular function: calcium ion binding. The coding region runs from base 1 to 1134 and encodes 377 amino acids.